UGUUUACGUGUCCUACGUGUCCCGGUGACGUGAAUGGUUUGAAGAGUUAACAGCAAAGCGGUUAGGCAACGAGAGCAAAAAAAAAAAAAAAAUAUACCGUCGUCGUCCCCGAUAGAUACGUGUGCAGUUGGAUACGUGGUACGCACGAUCCGUCCGAACAGCGUUGGAACUGCCAACGGGCCGCGUUUAGAGUCAUCGCUAGCCGUCGAAUUCGCAUAGUUUCACACGUUUCACGUCCGUCCGUACGCACGCGUCGCGCGUAAUAACCGUUAACGUCGAACGCAAAAACAUACAAUAUCCAUAGAAUGUAUUCAUUAAAGUCAUUCAUAAUUGUAGCACUAGUUUGCACAUCUUUAACCGUAUCCAGUUUAGAUACUGCUCGACUAUUGGUAUCCAAACAAGUUCUUAAUAAAUUACUUGUUCAAGACUCUGAUAUCCUAGUAAAAUAUACCAUUUACAAUGUGGGAAGUGUACCAGCUACAAAUGUUAUAUUACAAGACUCGGGAUUUCCUGCUGAAGCAUUUGCCACAGUAAAAGGAAAUUUGAACAUACGUUUUAACAGAAUACCUUCUGGAGCAAAUGUUACCCAUGCUGUAGUUAUUAAACCUUUGACAUAUGGCCGAUUUAACUUCUCAGCCGCAGUGGUACAGUACAAAUCGUCUGAAAAUGCUGAAGAGCCACAGUUCGCAAUCAGCAGUGAGCCUGGUGAAGGAUACAUUAUCAGUUAUGCUGAAUAUGACAAGAAAUUCUCACCUCAUUUGCUUGAUUGGUUUGCAUUCGCUGUUAUGUCUCUACCAGCCGUAGUUGCUCCAUUUAUGUUAUGGUGGGUUAGCAAGUCCAAAUACGAAUUAAUAUUGAAACAAAAACGUGAAAAAGUAUCUAAAGAUUAAAAUGAAUUAAAGAAAAACUUCCGUGUAACUUAUAUUAAGGAUUCUUAUGUUUAAUUUUGUUUAAUAUAAUUUUUUUAUAUGUAUCUA
Molecule: messenger RNA, 977 nt
Organism: Sipha flava (yellow sugarcane aphid)
Lineage: Eukaryota; Metazoa; Arthropoda; Insecta; Hemiptera; Aphididae
Gene: SsRbeta
Product: translocon-associated protein subunit beta
Exons: 4
Coding region: 306-890 (194 amino acids)
Cellular component (GO): endoplasmic reticulum; membrane
Source: RefSeq, a predicted model, not a curated record